Molecule: messenger RNA, 1683 nt
Organism: Penicillium vulpinum
Lineage: Eukaryota; Fungi; Ascomycota; Eurotiomycetes; Eurotiales; Aspergillaceae
Product: MFS general substrate transporter
Exons: 1
Coding region: 1-1683 (560 amino acids)
Biological process (GO): transmembrane transport
Molecular function (GO): transmembrane transporter activity
Source: RefSeq, a predicted model, not a curated record
AUGGCGGCAUCGGAAAAGGACGCAGAAACCACUACCACGCCAGCCGCGGCCAUGCCAGACGAGGCCACGCCAGACAGCAAUUCUUCAUCAAAAAAAGACUUGCGAUUCUGGCUCGUCUUUCUGUCUAUAAGUAUGGCCACUUUCUUGGCCGCCUUGGAUACCUCCAUCAUCUCGACUGCCCUGCCGACAAUUUCGGCGGAGUUGGGAUCCGGAGAGCUGUAUAUCUGGGUCAUAAACACCUACCUGCUCUCCUCGACUGUCUUCUCGGCCGUAUUUGGCCAGGCAUCUAAUAUCUUUGGGCGCCGACCGAUGACUGCCGCAGCUGUGGUAAUAUUCGCCGUAGGCAGCGCGGUGGCCGGGGCGGCACACAGCACGGGAAUGUUACUUGCAGGACGCACAAUCCAGGGUAUUGGAGGCGGAGGCAUCGCUACCAUGUCGGAGGUGGUCAUCUGCGACAUGGUGUCUCUACGCGAACGAGGUAUGUAUGCCGGUAUCAUCGGGGCCGUCUGGGCCGUGGCGGCUGUCAUAGGCCCUAUCAUUGGUGGCGGAUUCGCGCAGGGUGUAUCCUGGCGCUGGAUAUUCUACCUCAACUUGCCUAUUUCCGGAGUGGCAUUGGUUCUGAUCUUGACACUAUUGAAUCUGCGCAAUCCCCGCAAAAGCACUAGUAUGAGAGAGCGCCUGCUUAGCGUGGACUGGGUAGGCAACACUCUGCUCACGCUAGGCGUCACUUCCGUUCUGCUCUCACUCACCUGGGCCGGUACGACGAAUCCCUGGUCAUCAUGGCGAACAAUUGUUCCCUUAGUGCUGGGGUUAGUGGGAUUGGGUGGCUUCAUGGCAUACGAGGCCACGCCCUGGGUCAAAGAGCCCACAAUGCCUAUCCAUCUCUUUGCCAACCGCAGCGCCGCCGCACUCUUCGCAAUCAGUUUUGUGCACAGCAUGAUGCUUUUCUGGAUCUGUUACUUUAUGCCCGUGUACUUCCAGGCCGUGCGCGAUGCCUCGCCUACCCGGUCCGCCGUCAUGCUGUUCCCCAUCGCCACCACUACAGCACCUGCGGGAAUUUUGGCAGGUGGUAUGAUCACGAAGACAGGCAAAUACCGCGUCUGGCAUUUCUCUGGGUUUCUGCUUAUGACGCUGGGAUGUGGUCUGUUUACCCUGCUCGAUGAGAACUCAUCGACAGGCCGAUGGACUGGAUUCCAGAUUCUAUUCGGAGUUGGUACGGGCGUCGUUUUCACCAGCGUGCUGCCGCCAAUCUUGGCCUGCUUGGACGAGUCGGACGUGGCCACUGCCACAGCAACGUGGACCUUUCUCCGCAACUUCGGCUCCAUCUGGGGCACUGCAAUCCCAGCGGCUGUGUUCAACACUCGGGCAAAUGAUAUGUUAAGUUCCAUCGCUAACAAACAGGCUCAGGCCUUGCUUGUAAAUGGGGGCGCCUAUGAACAUGCCACUAAGGCGUUUAUGGAAACCUUCCGCGGCGAUCCCAGCCUACUCGCCGCCAUCAAACAUCUUUAUGUGGUUAGUCUGAAAGAAGUGUGGCAGGUGUCCAUAGCCUUCAGUGGGGUGGGCUUCCUCCUUGCGUUCCUGGUGCGGUCGUAUACCCUGCGCGACCAGCUCAACACCGAGUAUGGAUUGAAUACAGAGAAAACAGCUUCUCCGGAGGCCCCGAACCCGGAUCCGAAUAUUUGA